AUGGAGGCAAUAACUGCGGUUUUGGGCUUCGAAUGGAUCGACAGCAGGAGCCUUUUGAUAUUUCUGUUUGUCUUUCUGCUGUUGAGUGAUUAUUUAGCCAACAGACGACCAAAAAACUUUCCUCCUGGCCCCCAUUCCCUGCCUUUCAUUGGAGAUCUUCAUCGCAUCAACCCUUCCAGGCUUCACCUGCAGCUCACUGAGUUUGCAGAAAAAUAUGGAAAUGUUUUCAGCCUUCAUCUCUUUGGUGAAAGAGCAGUGAUCCUGAAUGGACACAAGCAUGUGAAAGAGGCCUUGGUCCAAAGAGGAGAUGACUUUGUGGAUCGUCCCAGCAUCCCACUGUUUGAACAGUUCUAUUCAAACAAAGGCAUUGUGGUUUCAAAUGGUUAUCCAUGGAAGCAACAGAGGAGAUUUGCUCUACAUACACUGAGAAACUUUGGUUUAGGCAAAAAGACGAUGGAGAAAUAUAUGCAGGAGGAGUGCCGCUAUCUCACAGAGGCUUUUGGAGAGUACAAGGUUAAGCCCUUUAAUGCCCAGGCACUGAUAAACAAUGCAGUGUCCAAUAUCAUUUGUUGUCUGGUUUUUGGGGAACGCUAUGAGUAUUCUGACAAACAGUACCAGCAAAUUCUCCAGGACAUUAAUGAGAUUAUGAUCCUGCAGGGAGGUUUUGCAGCACAGCUGUUCAACUCCUUUCCUUGGCUGAUGAAGAAACUUCCUGGACCUCAUCAGAAAAUAUUAACUCUGUUGGCAAAGUUAAUUGACUUUGCAAAAGUUAAGAUUUCAGAGCACAAAGAAAACCUUGACCCCUCCUCUCCAAAAGACUACAUUGACUCCUUUCUCAUUGAAAUGGCUCAGAAUGAAAACCAAGAGUCAAGCUUUGACAUAAGCAAUUUGUGUAUGUGCACCUUGGACCUUUUCAUUGCUGGAACUGAAACUACCACCACUACUUUACACUGGGGGCUGCUCUACAUGAUCUACUAUGCUGACAUUCAAGAGAAGGUCCAGGCUGAGAUCGAUGCUGUGAUUGGUUCAUCCAGACAGCCAUCCAUGGCUGAUAAAGAAAACAUGCCCUACACUGAUGCAGUUAUCCAUGAGAUACAGAGAAUGGGAAACAUCCUCCCCCUUGGUGUCCUCCGUAUGGCCAGCAAGGACACCACCCUUGACAAAUACACAAUCCCAAAGGGCACAAUGAUAAUCCCUACUUUGAACUCCGUUCUCCAUGAUGAGUCCAUGUGGGAGACUCCACACUCCUUCAACCCCAAACACUUUCUGGACAAGGAUGGGAAAUUUAGAAAAAGAGAGGCCUUCAAUCCCUUUGGUGCAGGUAAACGUGUGUGUCUCGGGGAGCAGCUGGCCCGGAUGGAGUUGUUUCUGUUUUUCACCUCCCUCCUUCAGAGAUUUUCCUUUUCAGCGCCUGCAGGAGAGCAGCCCAGUCUGGAGAACAGGAUGGGAGCCACUCGCUGUCCCAAACCUUACCGCCUCUGUGCUGUCCCGCGAUAA
Molecule: messenger RNA, 1497 nt
Organism: Oryzias latipes (Japanese medaka)
Lineage: Eukaryota; Metazoa; Chordata; Actinopteri; Beloniformes; Adrianichthyidae
Gene: cyp2p3
Product: cytochrome P450 2P3
Biological process (GO): xenobiotic metabolic process
Cellular component (GO): cytoplasm; intracellular membrane-bounded organelle
Molecular function (GO): oxidoreductase activity, acting on paired donors, with incorporation or reduction of molecular oxygen, reduced flavin or flavoprotein as one donor, and incorporation of one atom of oxygen; iron ion binding; heme binding
Source: RefSeq, marked provisional